Messenger RNA from Homarus americanus (American lobster), 6168 nucleotides. Its product is annotated as histone acetyltransferase KAT6A-like. Lineage: Eukaryota; Metazoa; Arthropoda; Malacostraca; Decapoda; Nephropidae. The transcript is spliced from 20 exons. The record is from RefSeq and is a predicted model, not a curated record. Bases 161 to 2119 code for a protein of 652 amino acids.
GUAGCGGAGUUGGCAUCAGUGGACCGGACGACCUGCUGAGUGCCGACCGACCUCUAAUACGCAGUCGUACUGGAUCCUUGUGAAGUUUCCUGGACUUGUCACUUCUUGAACAUUGAGGUGUGACCCCUUGUGAGGUGGGCAUCCACCAGCUCCAGACAAAAUGAAAGUGAAUAAUUCUGAGGGGAUUGAUAACAUGGGCCAAGAAGAAUAUGAGAAUGUCUCCAACCUCGCCUCAUCUUUGGGUAGGCUGUCUCUCCACCUCAAAGACAAUGACCUACCAGAAGUGGAGCACUCCCUUGCAAAGAUCUCCUUACAUGGGCAGGAUGAGGAGGAUAGCCCCCAAGAAAGCCAGAAUGAAGAGGAACAGGAGGAUAAGGAACCCAUAGAUUUAGUACAGCACACAUCUCCUAGUCAUGAAGAAGAAAAUGACGGAAACAAGAAGAGUGAAGACAAGGUGAAGGAAGUUUGUUCAGAUAAGAUGAGUCAGGAAGAGAGCACGAUAAAGGUAGAAGAAGAUCUGAGCCAUGAUGAGGAAAAGGACAUCACUGUCCCUACCAGAGAUGCAACUCUUAGAAUAAAGACUGAAGUGUCUUCUGACUCUGAAGAAGAGAAAGAAGAAGAAAAUGAUGAAAAGAGUGAAGAGAUAAAAGAAGUGGUCAAUGCUGAUGAACCAGAAGUAAAGGAAAAAGUGAAGGAUGAAUCAAUAGAGAAAGAAGAGGAUCACUCAGAUGAUGAAAAUCCACCAGAUGAGGUGAAACAAGAAAAGAAGCCCUCCAAACUUAGGACCAGAGGGGGCGUUGAAAUCAACAACUACUAUAUGUAUAAUUCAGGUGGUCGGCAGAUGUGUGAGUCACAAUACCAACAGAGAAUACGUGAACCAGACUAUUCUCUUCCAGGCCCUUAUGGAGCAAAUAAUUUAAUCAACUAUAACUGUGGGAGUGUGAGUCCUCAGUAUGCUCAGUCUCUUGACUCCCCACCCAUGUACCCAAUUCAGGGAGGAGUGACAGACUCAGAUAUGUAUGGCGCAAAUGGAUCUGACAACUACACAUAUGGCCCCUCUUCAAGCCCCACAAGCAUGCAAGCUGGUACUUUGUGUGUGAGUCCUCAGUAUGCUCAGUCUCCUGACUCCCCAAGCAUGUACCCAAUUCAGGGAGGAGUGACAGACUCAGAUAUGUAUGGCGCAGUAAGUUAUACAAAUGGAUCUGACAACUACACAUAUGGCCCCUCUUUAAGCCCCACAAGCAUGCAAGCUGGUACUUUGUGUGUGAGUCCUCAGUAUGCUCAGUCUCUUGACUCCCUAAGCAUGUACCCAAUUCAAGGAGGAGUGACAGACUCAGAUGUGUAUGGCGCAGUAAAUUAUACAAGUGGAUCUGACAACUACACAGAUUGUUCAUCAAGCCCCAGAAGGCAGCAACUUACUUUUUUGGAUGAUAAUGGGGUCCACACAGAAUCAACUGAACUUCAACAGGUUCUGGAGGUAAUCGACAAAGUGGAACGUGAAAACUUGUCAUACCGUGCUCCUGUAAAUAAAUUGCAGAUAAUAAUUCAGAACUUGACUCAUGAGCUCUGUGAAGGUGAACCAAAAUGGUCUGACAACAGUUGGAAGAUGGAAUUUGACCGUCAGCAGCUCCUCCAGGCUAGAAAGAUGGUGGCAAGCAAGACCAAUGAAGGUGUUGUUAGAAAGGAUGAGGAUGGUGACACACCAUCCAUGAUUAUGGCAUGUAGGCCUGUGGACCAAGAUGGCUACACAGAGAACUUAAUGGCAUUAAUAGAACGACAGGAAGAUAUUCUCCUCUGCUGUGAUGAAGUUGUCAAUAGGACAACUGGACAGUGCACCAAAUGUGGCAAUAGUAAUCAGGACACAUUCUAUACUUCACUUUCCAUUAAAAACGUGCAGGGUGACUCAAUUCUGAGUAGUGUAAUUAAAAUAAAGCAUCCAGUGAGUGUGAUUAACUACGUCUUUAAGAAAAUUGAAAGUCGUCGCAGUGACUACAUUAGAAUUUUUGGCAGCCCUGACUACAAAUAUAAGAAUAUAAACCCAAUCCUGGAAAGCCCUGACUUGUUGUUUUACCACAAAUACAAGAAUAUGUACCCAAUCCUGGAAAGGGUUUUUAACUAAAUAUCUACUUGGUGAUGAAGGAGAAGAAUCAGGUUGUUCAGGAGUGCUUUAUAGGCAGUACAGGGUAUGUUGUAGUAGUUUUUUACGUCUGUCACCAAAUAAUUGGUAAUUGUGUUUCUGAAACUUUUUGGCUCUUCAUAUGAAGUUAAGUUUGUGGUGUUAUUGUAAUGAAAGUAAAGCACCAUGAGUGAUGUGCUGAAUUUUGAUGUUUUCUUUUGUUUGUAAGUGUUCAAAGUUUUACUCAAAAGGUGUUCUUUAUGUGUGUAUGAAUUGAUUUGAAUGAUAUACUGAUGUUUUGAACAUUUAUGAUUGUAAGUGUUAAAGGUUUUUUAAAAAUAUAUUCUUUAUUUACUUAAAGUUAUUUACUGAACUGAUUUUUUUUAAAUACUGUACUGUACUGUAUACUGUAUUGUAUUUUUUUGUGAUUGUAGCAGUUUACCCAAAAAAAUGAUUUAGGAGAGAAAGAUAUAAAAUUUAGCUGUACAGUAUACUGUACUGUAUAUCUUGAUAACUUUUAUUAUGAUAUUGUUUAGUGUUAAUGCCUGUUAUUUUUUCUUCUUGUAACUCAAGGUCAUUCCACAUAAGCCUUUGUAUUCUUUAUUGUUUGAAAACUAGUUUUUCCAAGGUAUGUGUAGAUUGUGCAUUAGAACUCUUGAUAUUAUUAAUUUGUAUCAUUACAGAGUAAAAACUAGACAAAGGUUGAAAAUGAAGUCAUAAAAGAUGUACAGUAUGAAAAAAUCACGUAAAAGCCAGUGAAACAAUUGUGAUAAGAACAUAGGAUAAAUGAUAGAGUAGUAGAGAAUUGGAAGUUGUCUCUGCAAGAGAAGGUAUAGUGAGUAUCAAGAGGCUGUGCUAUGGGAAAGAUCCUAAAGAGGUCAUAUGCAAUGGAGGCAUGAAAUGAUGUGGGAAAUGAAUGAAGACACAAGUCGCACUGUAUAAUUCCAACUUCAUAUAAGAAGAGAAGUAUUAUGGUGAAAAUAUAUGUCCUUUCAUUCAGGCCUCUUCUUCAUACUGUAUAUGUUGUGUGACACUGGACUAGAAAAAAUCGCCAUUAAAAGAGUAAUACAGGUACAGUACUUUACAUGUAGUACAGAGACAUUAAUUAUAUUUAUACCUGUUGUCUUCUCCAGUUUGCCUCUUAUUUCUCGGUUUCUGUUUUGUGUCUUAUACCAUGCUUAAAUGUACAGUUACAUGUAUUCAUCAUCAUUCAGUGUUGCCAUCUAUCCAUUCCAUUACCAUAUUCACAAUAAAGUUAAGGCAGUUGGCUUGUGGAGAUAUAAAAGUUAAAGAUAAGGGAAAUAGAAGAGAAAAUGGGUCGGAAAAAGAAGGGAGAGAAAGGAAUACUCUAGACUCUAGAGUAAGGUAAAGGCAGUGAAUGGGAUUCUGAGAGUGUGGAGAUUAAGAAUAGGAUUAAGGAUAUUGAAAUUGAGAAGAGGAAGACCUCAAAGUUCACAAGGCAGGGUUUGAUGCAAACAAUGUUGUGUCAGUAGAGUUGCUUUGAUCUAUAAUAUUUUCAGCCAUAUUAAGGCAUCACAUCAUGAUAAUGAUUUUUCGGUUCAUAGACAACCAGUGAAUAUUUUCAUAACAAACACAGGCUCCAAAAAUGGUACUGAGCUUUCUGUAAACCUCCAGUGUGAUCCUUUAAGUGGUACUCUGGAAUUCCUACCACAUAAUACAGUACUGUAUUUGAUAUCUGUCACAUUAAAGACUCAAGUUUAUUGUAAAAGAAUGAACUUGUGCAUCUUCAAAUGUUCAUGUUUUACUUAAUUUAAUAACCAUUACAGUAUUUGCUCAGUUACUGAUAUAGUUGGCUCAAAACAAAGUCAUUAGUCUUCUUACAUGACAAUUGUGUACUGUUCAGAUACCUACAUGCAUCACUUAAAUGAAGGCAGUCAGAAAGUGUAUUUUUUUUUAAUUCUAAGUGAAGUUUUUGAAGAGAAGUAUAAAGAGGGGAGAGUGUGACCCUGCCAAUCAUAACAGGUUUCCUGGUCCCUGAUUCCCUUCUGUACAAACACUGGAUAGACCAAAUGCCUGAAUGGCUGGCUAGUAAGCUGAUAAGUGGUCAAAAAAAAAAUAUAUAUAUAUAAUUUAGCUCAUUAGUGUUACAAUGUGCUAAAUCCAUGAAUAUUAUGUAAUUACCACCUGAAUUAUAAACUUUCCACCUCUACCAAUGUCCUGUAUGCAUUUAUUAAUAGAAGGAUAUAUUUAUUCAGAUUAUUAAAAAUAAUUUAUACAGUAUAAAUAGGCAUAAUGUAUUCUGCUUAACAUAAUAGAUGUGUUCCAAAAAAUACUACAUUAAGUGAACCAUGUUUCCCAUUAAUUCCCAUGUUAUAGAUUAUACUAUAGGUAUACCCCUCUUAAUGUAGUACUGUAUCUGUGCACCAAAACAGUAUUUACUAUGUUAAGUGAAACUACAUAUUAUGAAUUAAAAAAAAGUUCCUGGCAAAUAUACUUAAACUCUGAAACUCAAUUGUAAAUAAACAUACAGUAUUAAAUAUACAGUACAUAUAGUCAUGUACUGUAAUCACAUAAAUGGAAUGGUAACACUCAUCAAGAGAUAAUUGAAGAGGCAGCAUAUUGGGGUUUGGUGGUAAAACUACCAAAACAAACACUACAAGCAAGGCUACUUGGCUACAGGAUAGCUACUUAGCCUCAUGUUUGCACAGUGCUGCAAAUCUUAAUUAUUUUAAAUGUUCAAGGUUUAUAAAACUAUGUAAUAGUGUAUCAUGGAUUAUAGUAAAUGAAUAUUUUCCUGAAUAGUAAUUUUAUAAAAAAUAUCAAAAUUAAUUUAAGGUAUGUAAACCCCAUCAUGCAUUAUGACGCAAAUCACGUCUGCCAGCCAUGCUUGUAAGUCGCAUAUGUCUCUUUAUUUACUCUCCCACCUUCCUCACAGUUAUUCAUAUAAAUUCCAAAGUCACCAUUGAAAAGCUCCUAAAAUUCAGCUCCUAUAACUAUAUUACUGUAUACCUUGGUAGAUUUGUCAGAAAAUAUGUGACAUAUGAGGCUGGGAAUACAAUUGUUUUUCUUUGGAGUGAAAAAAUAUACUGGAGUCUUAUUUAUUUAUUUUUUCCAGCUUAUGUUAAAGCCAACAAAAUAACGAAGUCAGUGAUAUACAGUAUACUGUAAAUCUUGCGGGAAAAAAUGUGGGAUAAAUUGGCUGCAGAACAAAGAUGACCAGACCUCACGUCAGUGGGUCCAUGUAACUUUUCUCGUGGUCGUGGAAACAUAAAACUUAAUGCAUGUGCGAUAGGGUUAAAUGAGGGAUAAGUACUUAUACUGUACAUACAGUACAGCACUAGUAUUUCUAAGUCACGUGCAAGCUUAACAUGGUAAAUGUAAUUCUUGUUAACAUUGUUGUGCAGGAAUGUUUUAAUCAUCCUGUAUCAUUAGUACAUGAUAUAUACUACAUUUAUUUAUAGAUUAUGUGCCUAGUACCUGUAUUAGAAAGUGUGAGAAGUAAGUUUAAAUCUAAAGUUUUAUGUUUUUUUUUAAGACAGAAGUUCUCUGCAUUUUGAAAAUUAAAUAACAUACAGGUAGAGAUUGAUGACAUGGGAUGUUGAUGGUACGAUGGUAGAGCAUCUGCUGCUCACCACUGAAAGCUGGGAUUUAUUCCCACUCAGAUCAGAUUUGAGAGGGGGUAUUUCCAAAGUGACCUUACCAAACAUGAAAAAUUUUCUCCAUUGACCCUGCAUCAGCAGUAGACCCAUGGGGGAUGACCCCCCCACCCCCCCCUCUGAUCUUUGAGUAAUCAUAUAUGAAAGAGUUAACUAAUAAAAUGUAUGUACAUGCAUUUGUGUGUGAUAUAGAUAAUUUAAUUUUGAAAAUUGUUUUAAAUGUUUUAUAUGGUCUAUAAUGUUUUCUGUUGUAUUGGAUAUAUUUUUUGUCAUUCUUAAAAUGGUUAAGGAGUGCAUCAAUAUUUUGGUUAUUUUGGUAAACCCACAAUGUACAAAGGAAAUUUACACCCUGUUUUAUUAUGAUUUGGUGUAACAAACUUUUGAAUGAAUAUUUUCUCCCUAUGGUAUACUAUAUAUAUUGCUUCACCUUUAUAA